AGAUUUUUGAAUGGCUUCUGAGUGACUAAAAACGGAGGGGCAGAAUUCGAGGGAACACCCACUUCCUGGAGGUGCAGCAGCAACUGCGGAAAAAAAGAAAGAAAGAAAGAAAGAAAAAGAAUCAGACAGCAGGCAGUGGCCGUAGCGCUUUAGUUAACACGUAUAAACAAAUGGAUAUUAAAUAUCGAUAUUGUACAUCCGGGCUGUAUAUUUGCACGGGGUCAAAAAUCAUUUAAUCCAAUGAAAACUUUGGCGAAAAAGCUAAAGGCAUUGCUCAGUUUAAGGGAGCUCAGUCUGCGGCAAUAACUGGUACUUCAUCCCCAGGCUGCGAAAAGGCCAGUAGGGGCCUAUGAGUCCAGAUACGGUGACAUUUAGGUGGCUUUAUCGAAAGAAGUGUUUUUAAAAAGUAAAUCGUAUGCUCGUCCUUUGUCGUGUUAAGGUUUGCAACGUUAUUGUCCCAUUGCACAGCCGAUGUGUGUGGUACUUUCAUCGAGUUGAGCCGUGGUCGUUUUGGUUUUUAAAUAUUUUUUGUUAAGUAAAAUAUUUUGAUUUCACGUCGUCAUUUUGUAACCCACACAUAUAUAUAUAUAAUAUAUAUAUAUAUAUAAGUUGAUGCCUAUUAAUAGGGUGUUUAUUAUCUUUUGACGAGCACUCAUUUAGCUGAGUAGCAAUGUCUGCACCAUCAGCUGAAAUGAUUGAAACACCAGGAGGUUACCCCUUUGAAGAAAUUGAUUACGUGGACAUUGAUGUUGAAGAGGUAGUUGGAAGAGGGGCCUUUGGUGUUGUCUGCAAGGCCAAAUGGCGAGGAAAAGACGUGGCCAUCAAGACAAUAGAAAGUGAAUCAGAAAGAAAAGCAUUCAGUGUAGAGCUUCGACAGUUGUCUCGUGUAAACCAUCCCAACAUCGUGAAGCUGUAUGGAUCCUGUAAUAAUCCAGUUUGUCUAGUUAUGGAAUAUGCUGAAGGAGGUUCAUUAUACAACGUGCUGCAUGGUGCUGAACCUUUGCCCUAUUACACAGCUGCCCAUGCUAUGAGCUGGUGCUUUCAGUGUUCCCAGGGAGUAUCCUAUCUCCAUGGAAUGAAACCAAAGGCUUUAAUUCACAGAGACCUCAAACCACCAAAUCUUCUGCUUGUGGCUGGUGGAACAGUUCUGAAGAUCUGUGACUUUGGAACAGCCUGUGACAUUCAGACACACAUGACCAACAACAAAGGGAGUGCUGCUUGGAUGGCACCGGAAGUGUUUGAAGGCAAUAAUUAUAGUGAGAAGUGUGAUGUGUUCAGCUGGGGGAUCAUUCUGUGGGAGGUAAUAACCCGCAGGAAACCCUUUGAUGAAAUCGGGGGGCCUGCCUUUCGCAUCAUGUGGGCUGUUCACAAUGGUACUCGGCCUCCGCUGAUCAAAAACCUCCCCAAACCCAUAGAGAGUUUAAUGACUCGCUGCUGGUCAAAGGAUCCCUCACAGCGCCCCUCCAUGGAGGAGAUUGUCAAAAUAAUGACACAUCUUAUGCAGUAUUUUCCAGGAUCUGACGAGCCACUUCAGUAUCCUUGCCAAUAUUCCGAUGAAGGACAGAGCAACUCGGCUACCAGCACAGGAUCCUAUGUGGAUUACACCUCCACAAACACUAGUAACAGGAGUGAUAUAAAUAUGGAACCAGGCGACUUCCAGGCCAAUGCUACCAAUGAUACUAUCAAGCGAAUUGAAUCAAAGUUUGCACAGCAGUUUAAACACAAGGGGGAUUCGGGGCGUCUGACUUUGUCUCGAGGUGGCAGUGUGGAAAGCCUGCCAGAGGUCAGAGGCAGGCCACAGGCUGUUAAUUCUGCAGAGAACAAGAGGAUGAGUGCUGACCUGUCUGAACUGGAUCCAAGGAUACCGUUUGGAAAUACAGCACGCCCCAAGCCUAAACGAGGCCACCGUAAAACUGCUUCUUUUGGCACCAUUCUGGAUGUUCCCGAGAUCUUCAUAUCAGCAAGCAGUGAACAGCAGAGACGGAGAUCUGUUCAGGACCUUCCAGGAAUUGGGAACGAAUCCAGUCAGGGGAGCAGAAACAGCAGCCGCUCAUCCAGUCCUAGUGUGAGGAUGAUCACAUCUUCAGAAAAAGCCAGGAACUUCGGCUGGUCACCGGAUGAAUCUUCAGAUACCAAUGGUUCAGAUAAUUCCAUCCCAAUGGCGUACCUUACAUUGGAUCACCAAUUGCAGCCACUUGCUCCUUGUCCAAACUCCAAAGAAUCCAUGGCAGUGUUUGAACAGCAUUGUAAAAUGGCACAGGAAUACCUGAAAGUCCAAACAGAAAUUGCAUUGCUGCUACAAAGAAAGAAUGAGCUAAUAGCUGAACUGGACCAGGAUGAAAAAGAUCAGCAGAACACGUCACGCCUGGUACAAGAACACAAAAAACUACUGGAUGAAAACAAGAGUCUCUCCACGUAUUUCCAGCAGUGCAAGAAACAGCUGGAGCUCAUCAGAGCCCAGCAGCCGAAGAGACAGGGCACAUCAUGAUGCCCGGGACCGAGGCCUUCGCUGUCCCAGAGUCAUUCAGCAGAUAAAAGGACUGCUCUGCUUUUAUAAACUAUCUUUUACAGGUGACUUGUUUUAAGGUUGAUUGGUGUGUUCUGGAAACCUAUAUCUGCAACAGCUUUUCACUUUUUAGUGAACUAUUCAACAAGGGGUUACUGGUUAUCAGUGAGCUACUGUGUGUAAGCUUGCUGCAUAUGCAUACAGUAACUGGGCUGGGGGACAAAAGCAAGUGCACCAAUGCAGUUGGGUUUCUUUUUUAUAUUAUUAUUAUUAUUAAUUUGUUGUACAUUUGGAAAUGGAGUAGAUGUUGACAGAAAAAUCAUUUCAUAUUCCCAUUCAGUCAAAGUGCAGGUUUGUGUGCAGCCCACCAAAUUUGUAGUAACUUCAAUAUUCAUAUUUUCUGUCCGCCCCUUGGUAUUAAUAGAAUAGAACAAUUAAUAAACCAUAAAUGUAUUUCUCGUUUUAAGUCAGUUUGCACAGCUUUCAUAUUUCUUUCGUAAAUGUAUGGUUGGAAAUUGUUUAACUAGAGUUUUCUGUGCAAAAUCGAACAAAAUGCAUAGAUUAAAAAAAAAAAAAAAAAUGAUAUGCACCACCUGCUGCUACUAGUUAAUCUGUUUUGUGGGGAAAGAAAGGUUUCUAUGCAUUUAUGAAGAAAGAUUGAACAGUGAGUUCUAAUGGCAAAGGCUUAUUCUUUGCACUGUAUGCUCACAUGGAAUUCUUUCCUUUUAAUGUAAGCCAGGUGAAGCAGCAAGAGGUGGUUCUAGAACCCAGUGAAAGUGUUCCCCUUUUGGGGUGGAACAUGACACACUGGUAGUGUUUAAAGCGUUAGAACAGUGUUUCCACACUGUAAAUCAUUAGGGGGCGCUAGAGGGUGACACUUUUUUUUUUUUUUUUGCACAGAUUCAAUGUGAAGUAUGUUGCAGAUUUUAGGUUUUCUGAAAAUGACAAAGUAUCUAAAUGCCACUUUCCGGUUUUAAAUGAAUGAAGUGCAGUUAGUUUGUGCCUCGAGUUUAGCACAUGAUAGUCUGACUCCUUAUUUGGAGCAGUGCAAAUCUAAAUUCAAAGGAAAUGGAAGGUUUUAUUAAAUCCAUGUUUCAGAAUUGAUUCCAAGCUGUUGAAACUUUUAAAUACCAAAUGUUUCAACAUUAAGUCAAACAGGAAGUUCCUCUGAACGAUUGUAGGUCAGCUUAGCAAACUCAUAAAAAGAAAACUCAAAUUUCAUUCAAAAUCUUUAUACCAGAACUACUUGUACAUGUGGGUCAUACUUUGAAACGGAAAGUUGUCAUUACCAUAAAUCACCUACUUGAAUGUGAAUUUGAGAAUGUCUUUGAAACAUGCUAAAACAAUGGGCAGUUUUGUUGUGGGUAGGCAUUUUGCCUUUUAUGGGUUUUUCAGUAAUGUCAGAUGCCAAACUCCGUUAAUAAAACGUUGCUAUGGCUAUACUGCCAGCUGUCAGCAGGAGGGUCAAUCAGGAUACUGCUGCAAAGUAAUGAUGUAUUAUUUUAAUUCUACCUAGGGCACCCAUAUUCAGAAAAUGCACACACUUGAGAAACUGCAGUCUGAUAGUUAGGAGCAUGAGGCCUGCCUAUUUAUUCAAAUACUGUAACUGCAAACUAAGCAUUUAUGAAACUUGUAUUCAGUUCAACGUUCACCAAUAUUUAGGAAGCUUUAAUUUUUUUUUUUUUUUUUUUAAUCAAAGCAUUUCUUUUGUUGUACUGUAUAUUAACCGGAUUCACAGAGGUGGGUCGUUUUUCUAGAUUUGUCUGGUUUGCAUAUGUUUUCAGAACAUAAAUCAUAGAUUUGGUUUUAUAUGUUGUCAGUACAUUGUGUAAAAUAUGGCAUAACCGACGUAUUUCAUGUAUAGCUGUACGUUAUGUGGUUUGGACUACAAAUGCUUUUUUUUUAGGUUUUGAUGAGUUCAGAUUAUAAAUCUAUUUACUAUGUACAUAAAAUGACAGAUUUCUUAAGAUAUGGGAGUGAAAGUGGUGACGCUGUACAACAAAGGAACCAUUAUGAAAUCAAAUAAAAAAAAUAAAAAAAAAUUCAAAAAAAAAAA
Molecule: messenger RNA, 4562 nt
Organism: Acipenser ruthenus (sterlet)
Lineage: Eukaryota; Metazoa; Chordata; Actinopteri; Acipenseriformes; Acipenseridae
Product: mitogen-activated protein kinase kinase kinase 7
Exons: 17
Coding region: 671-2488 (605 amino acids)
Biological process (GO): protein phosphorylation; JNK cascade; positive regulation of canonical NF-kappaB signal transduction
Molecular function (GO): magnesium ion binding; ATP binding; MAP kinase kinase kinase activity
Source: RefSeq, a predicted model, not a curated record